AUGCACAGGCGCACCGCGGUCGUCGCCGGCAUCGCUGGCGUCGCCAUCUCGGUACUCGCACCUGGCGUCCUAGCCCGGCUGUGUGGGCCGCGGUUCUGCGGCCGCCGUCUCCUCGCCACCCGGCCGGCGCGAGCGACGGCGUCGGAGUGCAAAGGCGACUCCACUCCUAACACCGUCCUCCACCUGAACGCUGCGGGCGCGUCGCCGAUGCCGACGGAGGCGCGCGACGCGAUGGUUGGCUAUCUCGAGUACGAGGUCGAGGUCGGAGCGUACACAGCGCAGAAGAAGCGUCCGCACGCUGCCCGGGAGGCGCUCGCAACGCUGCUGCGCUGCGACGUGGAGGAGGUCGCGCUGCUCGACUCGGCUCAGGCAGCAUGGGCGCGCGCUUUCUACUCUCUCAACUUCACCUCCUCCGCCGACCGUAUCCUGUGCUUUGCCUCCGAGUACGCGGGCAACGCGGUGGCCUACUUGCAGAUGGCCAGGCGAACGGGCGCUCGCAUCGAGGUGCUGCCGAUGCGCACCGACGGGAUCGCUGACGUACCCGCGCUCGAGGCAGCCCUGCAGCGGACGACGACGAGUGAGCGAGCCGAGAGGCCGGGGAGGACGCUGGUGGCGCUCACGCACAUUCAGACGAGCGAGUCGAUCGUCCAGCCGGCAGCGGCCGUCGGGGCGCUGUGCGAGAGGUACGGCGCCGUGUUCCUGCUCGACACAUGCCAGUCGGUCGGCCAGCUGCCGGUCGACGUGCGCGCGCUCGGCUGUGACUUUGCGUGCGGGACCGGUCGCAAGUGGCUCCGUGCGCCGCGCGGCACCGGCUUCCUGUACGUGCGGCGUCGGGCGCUCGACGAGGCGACGCGAUCCGGCUCGACGAGUCUGUUUGGCGAGCCGCCGCUCAUCGACCACUCGGGCGCCGUCUGGUCCACGCCGGACAGCUACACGCUGCUGCCCGAUGCCAAACGUUUCGAGAUGUGGGAAGCGGACGAGGCCGCUCGCCACGGGCUCGAAGCAGCAGCCGUCGUGUGCCGCGCCACCGGCCCAGCGCGCAACUUUGCCCACGCGACGCGGCUGGCGGCGCGGCUGAGGUCCGGCCUGGCGGCCAUCCCCGGGUGUGUGAUCCGCGACGCGCCGCCGAGCUUCGACGAGGAGGUGGCUCGCAGCUUGGGCGCGGCGCGGUGCGCCAUCGUCACCUUCGAGGCAGAGUCCACCCUCGGUGUCCGAUCGGCCGACCUCCACUCCGCGCUCGAGGCGCGAGGCAUCAGCGUCUCGGUGUCGCCAUCGACCCACCACUUCGAGCCUGCCGCCCGCGCACGCCCCUCCGUCGUGCGCAUCAGCCCGAGCUACAUCAACGCGGAGUCGGAGAUCGACACCGCCCUUGCCGCCAUCGCCGAGGAACUCGCACGGCUGGCGGAGAAGGGAGCUUGA
Molecule: messenger RNA, 1419 nt
Organism: Emiliania huxleyi CCMP1516
Lineage: Eukaryota; Haptophyta; Isochrysidales; Noelaerhabdaceae
Exons: 1
Coding region: 1-1419 (472 amino acids)
Source: RefSeq, a predicted model, not a curated record